Molecule: messenger RNA, 2123 nt
Organism: Sebastes umbrosus (honeycomb rockfish)
Lineage: Eukaryota; Metazoa; Chordata; Actinopteri; Perciformes; Sebastidae
Gene: lhfpl4a
Product: LHFPL tetraspan subfamily member 4a
Exons: 5
Coding region: 91-837 (248 amino acids)
Biological process (GO): gamma-aminobutyric acid receptor clustering; sensory perception of sound
Cellular component (GO): postsynaptic membrane; plasma membrane; inhibitory synapse
Molecular function (GO): GABA receptor binding
Source: RefSeq, a predicted model, not a curated record
ACCAGAAGAAGGGGGACCACCAGGAGAGAAGGGGGACACCAGGUUGACGCUUUUGGUUGGGGGGGUUUGGGGGGGGGGUGGGAGAGAAAGAUGCUGCCUUCACAAGAAGCCUCUAAACUCUACCAUGACAACUACAUGCGUAACUCGCGGGCCAUCGGCGUCUGUGUGCCAUCUUCCACCAUCUGCUUGUCCAUCAUCAACGUGGUGGUGUUCAUCCAGCCCUACUGGAUCGGCGACAGCGUCAGCACCCCCCAGGCCGGCUACUUUGGCCUGUUCCACUUACUGCGUGGGCAACGGGAACUCCGACCGGAGCUCCUGUGCCAGGGCAGCUUCUCCGACUUCGCCUCCAUCCCGUCGGGAGCCUUCAAGGCGGCCUCCAUCUUCGUGCUGAUGUCCAUGGUGCUCAUCCUCGGCUGCAUCGGCUGCUUCGCCCUCUUCUUCUUCUGCAACACCGCCUCGGUCUACAAGACCUGCGCCUGGAUGCAGCUGCUCUGCGCCGUGUGUCUGGUGAUCGGCUGUCUGAGCUUCCCCAACGGCUGGGACUCCGAGGUGGUCCGGGACAUGUGCGGCGAGGACACGGGGAGGUACGCCCUGGGCAACUGCUCGGUGCGCUGGGCCUACAUCCUGGCUAUCAUCGGCAUCCUGGACGCCCUCAUCCUCUCCUUCCUGGCCUUCGUGCUCGGCAACCGGCAGAGCGACGUCCUGCAGGAGGAGCUGAAGGCUGACAACAAAGAUUUUGCUGUGUCACGGAUCCAUCUCGGCUCCACUCUACGGAUGGACGGAAUUGAAAUUCGGGACACCAAAGAUCCAAGAUUUGGAGUCCCGCGGUACCACUGAGAGACAAACUUCCUCUCCUCCUCUUCCAGUUCCCUCCCUCCAUCCUGCCCUUCCUCCUCAUCCUCCUCCUCCUCCUCCUCCUCUUCUUCUCUUCAGGUUAAACCCUCACGAUCUGGACUCGGAGGCCAAUCUCUAACAACUUUAUGAAACAGAAGUGAAGUGGAUUCACCAAACAAAGGUCAAACUGUGGAAGAGAGAUCCAUCCUGAGAGGAAGUAGGACCAUCAGCUUUAUCAAACUCUGGGAUAAGAUCAUUCCUACCACAGAGCGUUACUGUCUCUUCACGUCGUUAUAACAUAAGGUUAUAAAGUUAUUGAUAAUGAUGAGCAUUCUAUGAAAAUAUACAUAUUUUUAUUGAGUGUGAAAAAGCUGAUUCCAGCGUUAAAGACAACGUUAUAAAGUGCAUACUGUAUGUAGAAGCACACUUCAGAUGAUUUGAGUCAUUUUGAAGUCUUUUUCAGGCCAGUUUUCCACCGCUCUUUGUAUACGACAAGCCUGAUCCCAGGAACUAGAGAAAUAAAACCUGUAUGUAAAUGAGAUGUUUCUAUGGAAACAGGGUAGAAAGAGACAUUUGUUUGCCCUCGUACAUGAAACAUCCCUGUGAGCUGUGAAAUAGUAAAACCUGUUUCAUUGUCAAAUUGUGAAAAAAAAAGAUGUGGGUUCCACUCAUCUUUUAACCCUUUGUGUAACUGUGAGCAACCCGUCAUCCUUCAGUCCACAAUCAGCCGAUCAGACUGUUGUCAGGCCAUUAAACAGGCGUUACAAGUCCCAUAGAUGAGGGUCAGUAGGGCCCUGCUACACCCAAUAGUAGGUUUAAUCAUCUAGUCACAAGGUAGAUCACUGAAAGAAGGUAUAAAAAAUGACGACAGCGCCCUCUAGAGACGGCAGUAAUUAUAGUGCUGCGUUCACACCAAGAAUAAAGUGAAUUUUCGUCUCACUUUACUCACGGAGCUGGACCGCCGGCAUCAUCUGUGUUCAUUCACGCUGGACGCGUCAGAGAGGAGGAGGAGCUCGUCUCCAUAGACACCAACAACUUUUUCUUUCCUCCAUCAACCAUGGAAGAAAUAACCUCUGUUGCUUCUUCUCUGUAAAUGUUGGUGAAGUCACAGAUAUGUCAGAAAACCAAACGCUGUCGUGUCUGGGUUCAUGACAUCCCCCAGCGGCGAGCUGUAUUCACAUACUGUGAAAUCACACUGACUGUAUCUAUCAGCCACACGUCUCUACUGAGGUAUGAACCCAAAAUAAACAGAUUGUUCUGUGAUUUAAUAUCAAUAAACAGAUCAAAAU